Messenger RNA from Haemonchus placei, 435 nucleotides. Lineage: Eukaryota; Metazoa; Nematoda; Chromadorea; Rhabditida; Trichostrongylidae. The record is from the annotation of a GenBank genome assembly.
GCAAAACAAAUUUCUCGAUCGAAAUUCUGGGGUGAAGCUCGGACUGUCGUACUUGAGCGUGAACCCAAUAAAUCGUUUGGUAUAUCCAUAGUAGGCGGACGAGUUGAGGUGUCUCAAAAAGGUGGAUUGCCUGGAACUGGUAGCACCGUGUUAGGAAUAUUCAUCAAAAGUGUACUACCAAAUAGUCCCGCUGGCCGAUCGGGUAUGAUGAAUAUGGGAGACCGAGUGAUUUCAGUAAACGACAUCGAUCUACGGGAAGCCACCCACGAACAAGCCGUCAGUGCCAUCAAGAAUGCCACAAAUCCAGUUCGAUUCGUACUUCAGUCACUUCACAGCUUCACUCCUCAACAGGUAAUGAUCGCUACUUUUGAAGGGACACCCCUUUUUAUUGAGGGCAACUUGCUCGAUAAAUCCAACAAAAUCAGCUUUGUUUGA